This is a messenger RNA of Candidozyma auris, 1575 nucleotides long. RefSeq lists its product as uncharacterized. The record is from RefSeq and is a predicted model, not a curated record. The transcript has a single exon. Bases 1 to 1575 code for a protein of 524 amino acids. Lineage: Eukaryota; Fungi; Ascomycota; Pichiomycetes; Serinales; Metschnikowiaceae.
AUGUCCCGCAUAGACGACCUCUUGAACAUGGCAGAUGCCAUCACCAGCCGCUCAGAGUCCAUUGCCAGCUCUAUGGACGAGUCCAACUCGCUUAUUCUGCGGAUCUUGCAGUUGAACUCUAGAAUCACCUCGGCAGACGCUGAAAUCGACUACAUGACCGAGCUCUUGAACAAGAACAACGUUUGCAUCAACGAGUUCGAAAAGCUCCACGAAAAAUCGUACUUUUUGGACUCGAAUCUCCACUUGAACGAGAGCUUCACUAACGAGACCACCUUUCUUAACUUGACCAAAGAGUACAACUACAUGCUCGACACGUUUCGUCAUCAUAACGAGCGGCUCUCCACAACGGUUGAAGAAAAUCAUCAGGUAGUUGAACCCCAGCAAAAAAAGGAGCUCCAGGCGAUGCUCUCGAUCUCCAACCUCAACUUACGCCCUCUCCGCUGUAAGGAUCGCAAAGUGGAGAAGAAGAAAUCCCGUUAUAGACUUUCAUCAGCAUAUACUUUGAAUCCUGUUUUGGAACACGAACCAGAGACCCAUCGGAACGUAUCCAAACUGUCAGCAGGUACUUACGAUCACCAGGACUCGAUCAUGGACUCGCACCACCGGUCUACAGAUGUGUCUUCUGCAAUGGAGCCCAACGACUUUGACGAUCAUAAAGACACUUCUGCAUUAUCAUACAGCCCGACUUUCAAGGCGUUGAACCCAAUCGACAUGAGCAACCUCGACCUUGACAUCGAAAACGUUUCCCUUUGCUCGGGGAUCUCUGACCUGCCAGAGACAAAGAGAUUUGAGCUAGAGAACUUCCACGACUUCUUGCGGCCAUCCAGAGUUGAUCUUCGUUCGGCGUUCCCCACGUCUCCACUUCAGAAGUCUAAAUCUCACGACCUGAUUUUUGAGAGUAAAGACGAUUCCAAACCCUCCUGCAAGUUCCACAACCCGGCUGACACAAUCAUCAAUAAGGGAAACGUUGGCAAACCUACUGUGGAGGCGAUUUUCACCAGCACCGUGGAGGGUAAGCCACAAAACUUGCUCACCAAGUCAUUCAAGGAUCACUCCACCAGUAUAUUGCAUCAACUGAAAGCAGCAGAUGGCUCUCCCGUGAAGAAAAAACAGCCGACAACACCAAAGAAGAGUAACAUUACCAUAUUCAAUUUACUCAACCUGCCCUUGGGCUCCCCAAGAGGAUUUGAGCAGCCACGGCAAGGAGCACCUCCUCGAAGAGGAAGCAUUGAUCAGUUGGGCAAGACUUUAACGUCAAGCUUCCUUCACUUAAUGUAUGGCAAUGCCUCGCCUUUGCCAGCUUCGAGUAUUAAAGCUGUAAAUCAUGAGUCGCCUCCUGAUGGGAUCAAGAAGCUUCGCAAAGGUCUACGUGAUCCCAUCAGCAUACCAAACGAAAUCAAAUCUCGAAGGCUCCCACCGAGCUCCAUGGACAAGGAGUUCAGAAGUGGGAGUCACUCAUCAUUGACGAUUGGAAACAAAACCGCUAGAAUUGAAGGCUUGCCUAAGAAACUGGUACGAAACAGUAGGAGCCAGCUGCUGUUCAAACAAGUUUUGAGUGAAAGUCUUUUAUUCUAA